This is a messenger RNA of Juglans microcarpa x Juglans regia, 923 nucleotides long. RefSeq lists its product as uncharacterized. The coding region runs from base 210 to 824 and encodes 204 amino acids. The record is from RefSeq and is a predicted model, not a curated record. The transcript is spliced from 2 exons. Lineage: Eukaryota; Viridiplantae; Streptophyta; Magnoliopsida; Fagales; Juglandaceae.
UCUUUUGCAACUUUUUGUCUUCUUUGUUGGUAGAAAUAAGAAACCUCCCAAGAAGAAUCCCACCGACGACUACCCCUAUCCCACCAUGGCUUUCCCUCCUCUUUUAUACCCUAAAAAACCCCACCACAAUUCAUAGAUGGCUUCUAUAUAGCCAUCUAGAAGCCAUAAAAACUCAGCUUCAUCGAUCUUAUAAUUCUAUCCAAACAUUCAUGGGAAACUGUCUGUUUGGAGGCUUGGGAGAUGUUGAUCAUGGAGUAGUCGAAGUGGUUACUUCCAACGGAGGUGUCAUGGAAUUUUACGCGCCAGUUUCCGUAGGCUACAUCACCCAAGAAUUCCCUGGCCACGGGAUUUUCCGCAGCCAUGAUCUUUUCUGGAAACCGCUCUCUCCCCAUGAAGAACUUGUCGCGGGACAGUCAUACUAUCUGCUCCCAGUCAACGACGACGUCGACAAGGACGACAUGAGUCGACACGGCCAAAUCGUCCGGAGAGGACACGUCCGAUCCAACAGUAGCGUACCUGCGUCGUUGGCUGCCUCAUAUAGGAUGUCGCUCGACUACCAAGGGUUGCUGAAGAGGUCGUACACGGAUGUUUUCUCCAAGUACAACAAUGGGCGAUUCUGGAAAGUGAAGCUGGUGAUUAGCCCAGAGCAGUUGGUGGAGAUACUUUCACAAGAGGGUCGCACCCAAGAGUUGAUAGAGAGCGUGAGGACCGUGGCAAAGUGUGGGAAGGGUGGUGUUUCGGAUCUGGAAUUUUCAGAUCAAUGGAGCCUCUCAAGCAGUUGGAAUGCUUCCUCCAAGAAAGAAGCAUUAGUAGACAUGAUUUAGUACGCGGUAGUAGAAUUAAAUAUAUCUCUUUUUUUUUUUUUUUUUUUCUUCUUCUUCUAGGUUUCAGUUUCCAUAUGAAAACUAGCUCGUGUCUAGUCU